This is a messenger RNA of Lethenteron reissneri (Far Eastern brook lamprey), 6751 nucleotides long. RefSeq names its product barH-like 1 homeobox protein. Gene Ontology annotation, biological process: regulation of DNA-templated transcription. NCBI's taxonomy places the organism in Eukaryota, Metazoa, Chordata, Hyperoartia, Petromyzontiformes, Petromyzontidae. Gene Ontology annotation, molecular function: DNA binding; DNA-binding transcription factor activity, RNA polymerase II-specific. The record is from RefSeq and is a predicted model, not a curated record.
CCCUCUCUCUCUACCGACUUUGAUCAGAUAUUCUAAUAUAUCGGGAAACACACAUUUCCCGAGCGAGAACGUCUCCUUUGAACGGACCGAGCGCGGUGUAAGCGGCUCCAUGGAGGGGUCAAGUUUCGGCAUCGAUCGAAUUCUGACUGGAAAAUCGGAGCCGUCUCCCCGCGAGGACACCGGGCACCCCCCCUGCCCGCCCAGCCCGCCCAGCCCGGGCAGCACGGCCUCUAGCCCGACGUCCGAGCAGGCGAGCCCGAGGCUGUGCUGCGUCGAGCAGGCCUCAAUGGCGGAGAACGCCGCGGCGCUCCGCGGGGUUCAGUGCGGCCUCGCGCAGAAGACGGCGCAGGUCGGAGCCGCCGCUCCCUUCAGCUCGGGCGCUCGCCUCGCCUCGCUGCCGUCGCCUCCCGCGUCCUUGCUCCUCUCGCCCUCCUCCAUGCUCUCUACCGCCACCGCGGCGGCGGCGGCGAACGGGGACUCGAACUGCGACGCGCACGGGACGCGGCUCCUCCUCAAGGCGGCGGCGCCGCCCCCCGCGCACCCGCCCCCGGGGCCCGGAGACGGCAUGAUUGUGACGUCAUCGCCAUCGUCGGCCAUCAUCGCCAUGGGUUCCUCGUCGACGACCUCGACGACAUCGUCGUCGUUAUCGUCGACGCUGCCGUCAACCAACGCAUUCAACUCCUCCUCCUCGUCCUCCUCCUCGUCUUCGUUCCUGAUCCGGGACAUCUUGGGCGAGGCGAAGCCGCUCGCCACGUGUCCGCCCUACGCGACGCACGGGGCCGCCGGGGGUGCGGGCGGCCACGCGCGAGGGGACGCGGGGCCCGCGGGGGCCCUGGCGAGGAACGCGGGGUGCAAGGGGGGCGUCGACACGUGCAGAGGCUCCUCCAAGCUUCUCGAUCACCCGCUCGACCGCGACGUCUCCUCAUCCUCGCUGGCCGCCGUGUCUGGCGUGGCGCGGCUCACCCACCCGGCCGGGGCAGCAGCUGCUGCGGCUGCUGCUGCUGCCGCCGAGCGCGAGCGCGAGAUCUCGAGCACCAGCGGCGCAAGCAGCUCUCGCGAGAGCCCCCGCGAGUCGCGCGCCAAGAAGCCCCGCAAGGCGCGCACGGCGUUCAGCGACCACCAGCUGACGCAGCUGGAGCGCUCCUUCGAGCGCCAGAAGUACCUGAGCGUGCAGGACCGCAUGGAGCUCGCCAGCUCGCUGAGCCUCAGCGACACGCAGGUGAAGACCUGGUACCAGAAUCGCAGGACCAAGUGGAAACGUCAGACGGCCGUGGGCUUGGAGUUCCUGGCCGAGGCCGGGACGUACGGCGCCCUUCAGCGCCUCUUCCCCAACAACCCCGGCGCCGCCACGAACCUCUCGGCGGCCGCGGCCGCGGCGGCCGCCAUCGCGGGCGGCCACGCCUUCCAGCUCUACCCACCGCACCUCUCCGCCAUGGACCCAGCCGCGGCCGCCGCGGCCAUGUACCUGUACCGGGCCGGGCCAUCGCACGCCCAGCAGCAGCACGUGUCGCACGCGCACGCCCAGGCGCAGCACUCGGCGCAUGUGCACCUGGGACACCGGCCCAUGUUCGGCUCGCCCCGUGUCCUCAUCCAUGGCGCGGGCCUGGGCCACCUGCCCGGGCACCCUCACUAGCGGGACGGUACAGGCCCGCUCAGUGCCACUGUACGGCGAUGGCUGUUUAAAACACAGAACACGGUAACACUGCGACACGGUGCGGUCGACGGUGCACCGCGUGGAUUCGCGUGGAGCGCCGUGCGUUACUGCGGAGGAAUUGGCGAAUGGGAGGACUGGGAGGAGGGCGAUGGAGCACGGAGGCAGACACGAGAAGGGCACGGCUACGGUGCAAUGAGAAUAGCACGGACGACAUUGGUUGGAGAGGCGGUACAAUCGUAGGUGCAGAAGAGGAAGUUCUCGAGCCAGGACUUGAAUCGUGGAGGGUGUAGUUCGAAUUACGAUCAAAAGGGGACUUCCAGAGAAAGGGGGCAGCAGAAGCGAAGGAGCAACCAUCAUCCACUGAGCAGAUGUUGACUGGUAGGGUCUAGAGACGAGGCCUUAAUUGCUGGACGACAGUGGCACUGGAAGGACAGAGCGAAAUGAGAGAGGGGAAGAGAUGAAGGCAGGGGGCAAGCCCAUGCAUGAAAAGGCGACUAAUUCUCAUUGUCGAGUGCCAACACCCAGGAGAUGUGUUCGGCAGCAACGUGGGACUUCGUGACUGGGACACGUCACCCGUGAAUGUCAUGGAGAGGGAAUGGGCUUGGUAUUUAUGGUUAUAAGGCGCAAAAUGGGCAAGGAGUGUGAGAACUCAAGGUUGCAAGGAGGAGGAGGACAGAUCGGUGAGGCAGAGGUGCGUCGAUAGUAGUAGCUGGUACAUUGGCCCUAAAAGUUACAACGCGGCUGGGCGGCACUGCGGUAACAGCACUCGGCUCACAACCUGAAGAUCACGAGUGUAAAUAUCAGCCGAGUGUCGACUCAACCCGUCAUCAUCCCUCUGUGGUCGAUAAAAACGUACUAUGCUGCAGGAAGUCAACAGUGAUCGUCCUAUGGAGAGAAAUCAGAAUUUUCUGGAGGAGCUAGUGGUGGGAAUAUACGUGAUAGUUACUGAUGAUGAUGUGUAUACUGGCCUAAGGGGCUAUUGUUAACUUGUCAGCUGAGCCGCGCUCCACCUGGCGUGGUGUCAACGAGGUCUCAUUUCGCUCAAGGAAGGCUUGGCCCGUUUGAAAAAUGAACUAUAGCGCCAGCUCUACUCUAUAUUCAUACACAUAAGCAUGGCACUGCGUUCUGCGAGACUAAAAUUGGAAUUGGCCAAGCAUCUCAAUGCAAGCUCUUCCUGAUAAAAGUCUUGAGAUUUGGUGAGACUUCCCUGGACAUUGGGCGACAUUAAUUUCUCAAGUGUAUUGAAGCUGUAAAUUGGACGUGUAACCCUUGAAAAAAUAUAUAUGUUUAAAAGAUUUAUAGUGUAACCUAGUUGAUCUAGAAAAAUAUAGAGUUUGGUGUGUGUGUGGUCCUGUGUGUGAUGGUAAUGACGUAGCCUCUAGCAUAACCAACCCUACGUUGUCUGUUUGGGCUCUGUGUCGAUGUGUAGCCUAUUUAUGUGACUCACGCGUUUCAAAUCUAGCUAGCGAGUCUAGCCUAGUCCAGGCCAUUACCCCCACAGCUCAUUAGCCCAGAUGUAAUGUAGCUGAAUAUAUCAUAGCUGAUUUAAAGGAAGACCCAACCCAAAUGUCUAUUGUAUUAUUCUAUAGUAACCAUGUCUACUCGUGGUAAUAAGGUGGUUGAAAUCUGCUUUGUAAAUAACCCCCCCAAAAAAUCAUCAAAUCCGGACACAUCUCCGUGUGCCAUGAGUAUGGGUUUCAAAUUCCCCUCCUUGAGCUGGGCUCGGCAGACGAACGUGGAGCAUGCAGCGAGCAUCCUGACGUAGGCGACGAGGGGCUCGAUUGCGGCUGUGACGUCACUAGAGGGCGUUAGACACGUGAAAGGCACGUGGCUGUGAAUUUUUUUGUUUUGUAUUCGCAUUAAGAACGUUAAACCGCGAGGCAGCCAAGGCUGCAAAGCCUAGAUGUGCAGGCCUGUCUGUAAAACAACAGCUGGCAGUUUAAUGGGUCGCGUCUUCCUUUAAGUUGGCAAUUGUAUUGCAAAGGGAAUGUACAGCAUUGACGAAGGACACACAAAUGUGUACAUAGAUUCAUAAUGGUAACCAAGAUACGUUCAUCAAAGAUGGCGCCGUAACAUGGUGCCGAUCAGUACGGGUACGUAUGUAUGUAUGUUGAACUUCUUUCGCGCCGUACGUAGCCAACCGUGCUACAUAUAUGCUUGGGUACAUAUAUGCUUAGGGUCUACACACCAAACCGUCAACUUAUGUUUGAACAGUUUAAUUUAAAAUGAGUGUAUUUCGUAAGCAGGGGGUAGUGUUUGUAGAUUGUUUCACAUUAUGCGGGACUCGAGAUGUGAUGGUCGUUAUUAAAUGUCUUAAGUUAUUUGGGAUUUGCUGUAGAUUUCGAUUUGAAUUUGCAUAAAGCAACGAGCAGGCUCAUACAAGCCGCAACGUCGGUAACGUUUGGUGCAGGUCACGAUGGUGUUUAUUCGGUCAACAAGUUAACAUCAGGACACAGGCUUACAAGAGGUUGUGCUCCACCCGCUCCAACAGAAACAACGUACGGACAACCGCGGACUUCUUGGCCACUCUUGGCCUCUGCAGCACGCGCUGCCCUGCAACUGAAGGCACCGCUCUGUAUCGGUACGGGGCCAUCCCCUUGGAACUUUGCUGGAUGGUGACUGAUGCGGGACAUUUGUGACCUCAACUGCAGCACCAAUACAAGCUCAGAAACCCCACUCCACGUCAGUCAGAGAUAACCACACACGCGCACACAAAAUGUUGCGUAAAGCCCUGGUGAUCACUCCGAAUGGUGACGCAGCAGUGACUGAGCGGAUUAGCACCGCCACUCUCGCCUGGUGCAACUCGAACUGUGAAUUCCCGACGUGAUCUAACUACGAACCAUGAAACCAAUGGGUCUUUUGGAAGCUUGGCACUUGGGUUCAAGUCCCCUCAAUCCACCCCACAGAACAUUUGAUUUGACUCAGAAAUGAGCAGGUGCGUGAUUCGACUCUGGACCGGACUUACGUGUGGUGCAUAGACUCUUCACAAUCAAUUCACUCCCGUCCAUACCACAGGUCAAUGCGUAGACUCCACACGCACUGAGAAAGAGAGUGGGCAGAGAAGCCAAAACAUUGAUGGCGGUGGUGAGCAGGAGACCACGAAGAGACUGAAUGUCAACUCACAGGUAUUAAUGUAUAAUUGAUGCAUUCAAUGCAGUCGGUUAUUAUACUCACGAUACGCACACCAGAUCGUGGGUGUAAGAAUUGACUAUUUUCGAUUCGGUGAAAACUAUAUAGGGAAAAGAAUCCUUCAGGCUAACGGUUGGAACGAAUGAGUGGGCGAACGAGCGGGAAUAGAGACGAUACAGACAAGACGGUACAAACGAUGAAACAAGACGACACAAACGCAACAGUACAUACGAGACAGUCUUAAACGAGACGGGCAAUGCAUUUGAAAUGCAGUCCACACGAGUAGUCCUGGUAAGGCAGCUGGAUUGUUUCCGUUCAACACCAACAACAUGAACACUCGCAGGGCAGGGCAGGCACAGCGAGGAUUCGUGCAGGGCACGGACACUAUGGGUGACUUUAGCCUUUUCUUCCCAUAGCCCCGAGCCCUUGUCCCUCACCUAUAAACUCUUUUUUUUAUUUUACCAGGUAAGGCCCACUGAGCUAUAUUGCUAUUUUUUCAGAAGCGACUUGGCCACAAAUGAUAGCUCAAUGAAGUGGCCGAUCACCUGUAAAUGUAUAGCCGCCAAAACACUCUAAACGCGUGAUGUUGAUUCUAAAUUUGGAGCGAAAAACCGGAGGACCCGCAGAAAAAUCCACGGGGAGAACACGCAAACUCCAAAUAUACAGCAGCAGGCGUCAGGGUCGGGAUCGAACCCACGACCUCCUGUAUACUAGGCAAGGUAGUUGACAUCUCCGAGCCACCGUGAUGAUGAUGAGAGAGAGAGAGACACGCAAACUCCAAAUAUACAGCAGCAGGCGUCAGGGUCGGGAUCGAACCCACGACCUCCUGUAGACCAGGCGAGGUAGUUAACAUAUCCUAGCCACCGUGAUGAUGAUGAUGAGAGAGAGAGGCACGCAAACUCCAAAUAUACAACAGGUGGUCAGGGUCGGGAUCGAACCCACGAGCUGCUGCAUCCUGUACGAGGUAGUGGACCUAUCGUCACCAGUUCACUGCUCUUUCCCGCCAUUCUGUAUCUUUUGGGGAUUCUCCCCCAAUCUCCUUGUUCGCACCUUUCUUUCCCAGCGCCUUCAUUUAAUUAUUUAUCUUGGCGUGGUCCCUUGCAUGACCCCGACAUUCAACCCUGGCCGUGUCCCCCACACGACAUCCAAACACAUAACGAGAACAUAAUUAUCGAUUCGAUCAUUGAAACGUGGCAUCGAAUCGCAAGGGGGUGGAUUGGAGAGGGGCGGGUGGGGUGGAUGUGCAUCGAUUCUCGCUUAAGUCAUAGUCGCAUUUCAGUCGCUAUGAAGACCAAACCGUGAAGAGACAACUCCAGCUGAACGAUGGGCAGUGCGAGAGAUUGACUCAUGGUUGUGUGAGCCCCGGUACACCAGGUAUCUCGAUGUUAAAAACCUCCUGAUUCUCAUGCCCGUGAUACGCGUGAGAGUUGUUUACUGCCGCCGUGUCUGAAUGUGUCAAACUAACGACUGGUGUUUAUCAGUUUUUUAUGUUGGGGCUGUGGUCAUGUUCAAAGAUGUACUCGGCCCAUGAGUCCGUUAAUGCCAUUAAAACGAGUACCUUUUUGCGGGAAGCCCAACCGUUGGUUGUCCUCUGAAUGAAACAGCCCCCGCCACGAGAAUGUGAAAUGUGGAUCUCCCACCUUCCUCCUCCAAUGGUUGUAUGGUGGCACUCAUCCCCUUUUGCGCCUCAAAGCAGCGGUGGAAAUUCUACAUUCCUACGGCAAGAGCCAGAAUGUCCUCGGAAUUUCCACAAAGCGAUACACUACUGACCACCGCCUCUCUUUUGAAUCCUGGAUGAAUGAAUCAAUGGCAUAUGCGUGGUCCCCUGGGUUUGUUAGAGAGCUCGUGAUUUCAGUUCCUGCUCUCUCUCUGUAUUGCUGACGACGUGGCUCUGUAUUGCUGAUGAUGAGUCUCUGCGUCACGAACUCUUCAUCGCAGCCGCACGUGGGGGCCCCAUGAGUGAGACGC